AUGAAUGAAUUCAUCAUUGGCAAGCACGGUGACGGGAGACCCCAGAAGACUGAGCUGCAAGAAUUUGCAGAGCCUGUGGCAACUCCAUGGCCUAGUUUGAUCUUGAAGUCAUGGUCUCGGAUAAUCCUCUCAAAUCUGUUCCUGUACUUAAGGCACGUGACUGAACUCCCUCUCAGGUUCUUUCACACUGACCUGUCAGAGAUGACUUUCAGUGAACAUACGUCACAUCAGACCAUCAAACAGAUGUCCCUUUCAAAUAAAUUGGAGCAGAACCAACUAUAUGGAAAAGUUAUAAACAAGGAAACAGGCGAUCCAAGGAUUUGCAGUGGAUUGGCGCAGCUCUUUGUACAGAAAACUCAGACUCUUGGGUGGAAAAUAUUCAAAAUUGGCCUUGUUGCCACUUAA
Messenger RNA from Galeopterus variegatus (Sunda flying lemur), 405 nucleotides. Its product is annotated as chromosome unknown open reading frame, human C15orf54. The record is from RefSeq and is a predicted model, not a curated record. NCBI's taxonomy places the organism in Eukaryota, Metazoa, Chordata, Mammalia, Dermoptera, Cynocephalidae.